AGCAGGGACGGUCCUCCUCGUGAUCAACGCAGACUGACAUACGUAUCUGAUCACCGGAGUUUGAUUUACUCCCAUUUGAAGGCCGUCUAUAGAUAAAGAAAAUCGUCCACGAAGAGCCGACGAUCUGCCCUCCUACCUUGCGUUUCUCCUUUAGAAGACAGAGUUGGUGGUUGAGAGGCGUGAGGGGAGUGUGAGUGCGUGUGUGUGUGAGACUAAUGGCGGAACAACAGAGACAGCGUGCACUUUCCACAUCAGGAGAGUCACUAUACCAGGUCUUGGGAGUUGAGAAGAACACAGCACAAGACGACAUUAAAAAAUCUUACAGGAAACUAGCUCUAAAAUUCCACCCAGACAAGAAUCCCGACAACCCAGAAGCGGCGGAUAAGUUUAAAGAAAUAAACAACGCUCAUACAAUUUUGUCGGAUCCCACCAAGCGCAACAUCUACGACAAAUAUGGAUCUCUCGGCCUCUACGUGGCAGAACAGUUCGGAGAGGAGAAUGUGAACACAUACUUUGUAUUGUCCAGCUGGUGGGCCAAGGCCUUGUUUAUAUUCUGUGGUGUGGCCACUGGCUGUUACUUCUGCUGCUGUCUUUGCUGCUGCUGUAACUGCUGCUGUGGGAAAUGUAAACCUCAUCCUCCUCACACAGACGAGCCUGAAUUUUACGUGUCACCUGAAGAUUUAGAGGCUCAGAUGCAGUCUGAUGAGAGAGAUGGCAGCAGCCCCAUUGUGAUGCAGCCCUCCUCAGCCACCGAGACCACUCAGCUGACCUCAGACUCGCACCACACCACCUACCGGACAGAUGCCAGCUAUUAAAGUAACCUCCCUCUGUCGUUCUCUCUCUCACACGCACGGGACCACCAUGCCACAAGAGGGCACUGUGGAGAAUGAGUGUUGAGGUAGAGACAGACAGGGGAAAUAAAGAUUUGGCUAGAAGGGAUACAGCUACAGCAUUUUGCAUUUGGAUGCAAAAUCUCGCCAAUAAAUUACAGUAGCUAAUGCCUACCCUAAACUUACAAAAAACUCUUGUCGGCAUGAUAAAAAUGAGGCAGUAUUGAAGUGCGCAUGCCCAGAGGAGGUAGAUGUAUCUCUUCUAGCCAAAACCAAAAUAAAGGGCAGUUGUGCAGAUCUUCUGCUGUAUGAUUGAAAAUGCUUCACUUUACAGGGCGAGACGCAAGUUUUAUUUUAUUUUAAUUUGCCUUUUACCUCUAUCAACCCCAAACCCACUGUUACAAUAUAAUCCCCACAUCUACACACAAGACAUUUGGUGUCAUUACAGUCUUCCUGCUGUGAUCUUUCAAAAAUGACUGUGUAUAUGUUGGAAUGGCUCUUUAUCUGUAAGACAAGUUGACUAAUGACUUGCAUUAGAUUUAAGACGUAAAUUAGCAAAAUGUUUAAUAAUAAUUUGAACAAUCACUUAAUCUUGCCAUCUCUAUGUUGUUGUUUAGGUAACUAUCGUUUAGAAGAAAUACGUGUUCAUAUUUUAAGCUUUUAGUUUAGAUUAUCUUAAACUGGUAUUAUUAGAAGACCUAAAGCAACAGUUCACAUAAACAUGAAAAUUAUGUCAUCAUUGAUUUACUCUCAAGCUGUUAGAAAUCUGUAUACAUGUCUUUGUUCUGAUGAAUACGGACAAGAAUUCUUCUAACUAAACAGUUCUUGGCCACCAUUGACCGCCACAGUUGGAAAAAUUGCUUUAAACUUUUAUUUGGUCUGUUGAACACAAAAUAAAAUAUUUUGGAGAAUGGGGAAAAGCAAACCUUUCUGGGGCAAUUUUGACUACCAUUGUAAUUUUUUCUACAAUGGCAGUCAAUGGGGGCCAAGAAGUGUUUGGUUACAAGCAUUUUUCCAAAUAUCUUUCUGUGUUCAUCAGAACAAAAAAAUGUAUAGAGGUUUAAAACAACUUGAGGGGCCGUAAGUGAUUUUUAUUUUGGGGUGAACUGUCCCUUUAAAAACGUAACACUAGGGGUUGUCACACAUACUAACUUGUAUGUCGUUCAUGCCUUUGAUGGGAUCUUGGCACAAACCUCCUAAACUCAUCAUAAACAUGCUGUCUGUUUUAACAUUCCAUUAAUGUCUGAAGAGUGUUGGGUGGAUUUCAUGUUAAAACAAACAUCUACAAAUGUUUGAAUAUUUUCAUAUAUUUAAUUUCAAGGUCACGUAGCCUGUGAAUUUCUUUCCCUGUGGUUUGCAGUGUCAUGUGCUGUAUGUUUUUGUGAAACAUUGUCUGAGUGAAUGUCAUCCAGUAGGCAUAUACAGUUCAGUUGGAUCUCUGUCUAGCUGUGUUUAAUGUGUGUGACGGUUUGGUAAAAAUGGUGAUACACACACAGCAUGUUUGUCACACUUUUGAAAAGCCCAUAUUUAUACAGUGGGAUUUAAUGAGCCUUGGAGGAUUGUGGGAAAAGUGAUACAUAUGUACAAACAAUGGCUUUCCAUCAAUAGAUUUUUAUAGCUUCAGAUUUGGUUAGUCAUUUUUAAACAAUGUUCCUCCUGAGAAAACACUUUGUUUUUUAAACGUGGAAGUUGACAUUCUUGCUGAGUGUACUACCAGUGUGCUGUAUUUUGGUUUGGUUGUAACUGCACCCAUAGUUUGACCUUUUUGCCUCGUGCCAGUAAUUUAAUCGGGUGAACAGGAUAUUUUACUCAUUUUUACCCCAGUAUUAUUGCUUUUUCUGCCAGAAAAUAUAAUCUCGACAUCCAAUUACAUCAAAUGGCUUCCUAGUAGUAAAUGUUGUUUUAAAUGUGUAUUCAGCCCCAUUUUGCUGAAACGUUGCAGUACACUGAAACAUUGUAGACCGUGUAUACUAUGUGACUGCACUGAAAGAACAUUGAGCUCUAAACUUCCUGUCUGUGUCAUCUGUAUUUUGUGUUUAAGUAUCGCUCACCUCUUUAUGCUGUAUUAGUUGUGUAGCUCUAAAUGUUUCCGCAUGUAUGUGCGUUUGAAAGGGGAUGUGCAGAAAACGUAAAUGUUUAUUUAGUUUCACAUUGUGUAUAUGUGGAUAUUUCAUAGAUAUCUAAAUAUUUCUUUUAGACUUUUUUUAUUUAAUUUAUGAUCUAAACAACAGGGAGAUUUGUUAGUGAUCAAGUUGCUGCUUGUUUGAACUGCUUCAUAACAUGUUUAUAACAUUAUUAUUAACAUAAUCGUUUCUGUCUCUGAUUUAAAAUACUACACUGGUUCUUUCAGGCAGACAUUUGUUUCAACUUCUUUCAUGAUUAUCAGUGUUGAAACAUUGCUCAGACUUCCUCCAUAUCCAGAAAUGUUUGAUGGAAUGUGAAGUCUGUCAACGCAUUGAAACAAAAUCAUGCCAGAUCUACAUGUUCUCUGAAAUUAACGUAAUAUUAGUCUAAAAACCGUGAUGAGAACAAUAUUUCAUUUAUUGUCCAGUUUUUAAUAAAUGAUGUGAAAAAUACAUGUAAGUGAAUAUGGCUAUUAUGCAGAAUGUCUUUUGCACAUUCUGGGUAAAUAGUCUGAUGUUGUCGUAGCAUGAAUUUACUGUCUGAGAAAAGUAACAUGGAUAGUUGAUCUGAAUCACAGUUGAACAAUAAAUGUUGAGAAAGCGAAA
This is a messenger RNA of Triplophysa dalaica, 3559 nucleotides long. RefSeq names its product DnaJ (Hsp40) homolog, subfamily C, member 5ab (gene dnajc5ab). NCBI's taxonomy places the organism in Eukaryota, Metazoa, Chordata, Actinopteri, Cypriniformes, Nemacheilidae. The transcript has 5 exons. Bases 216 to 815 code for a protein of 199 amino acids. Gene Ontology annotation, cellular component: presynapse; intracellular membrane-bounded organelle; membrane. Gene Ontology annotation, biological process: regulation of synaptic vesicle cycle. The record is from RefSeq and is a predicted model, not a curated record.